Empidonax traillii (willow flycatcher) is the source of this 1577-nucleotide messenger RNA. Its product is annotated as cystatin-A-like. Lineage: Eukaryota; Metazoa; Chordata; Aves; Passeriformes; Tyrannidae. The transcript has 4 exons. Gene Ontology annotation, molecular function: cysteine-type endopeptidase inhibitor activity. The record is from RefSeq and is a predicted model, not a curated record. Bases 1015 to 1482 code for a protein of 155 amino acids. Gene Ontology annotation, cellular component: cytosol.
UCCCAGAAAUUGGCACUAGGGUUUCAAUUGAAAUGUUACUGUAUAUUCAGUCGUUGUUAUGAUUGCCUGAAUUCAACUCGAGAGCUUCUGCUUCUCAUGGGAAAGAUGCAGAAAUACCUUAUUUGAAGUACUUACCUGAAGCUGGGAUUUAAUUUUUUUCUACUUCUAAUGCUGUUGUUUACCUUGGCACCUCUCUGGUCAGGCAGAGGGAAGUCAAGUCACUGGAGAUAAGAUGCAAUCUGCUCCUCUUUCGCAUUGGGAAGGAUAUUGAGGCAAUAAAAUUCCAAAUUGAACGGAACCUGCAGUAGGGAAACUACUGCAUGCUUUCUUCUGAUCUUGAAAGGUGUUGGGAAUUAUGGGAUGUGACUUUGAUCCAUUUCCUGAGUGCACAGACCAGUCACCUGCACACUGGUGGAGAGGCAAGGGGUUCCAUUUGCAGCCCAAAACAAUUGUCUUGAGAUGUAGGUGGCUGGAGUCCAAUGUUUGCUUUUCUUAUUGACAUGAAGACUGAGCACUCUUUAGAUUCUUAAAGUGCUUUUUAUAUUAAUUAUUAAUGUUAUCGGUGUUUUACAUUGCUUUCCCCCGUUUUCCCAGUUAGUUGGCUUCUCCAGUUCAGUAAUGGUAGGCUCCAUGUGUUGUAGGUCCCAUGAUUCCAUGACACUGUGGGAUGAUGACCCAGGAGCCUGGCAAUGGUUAAGGCUGCCUAUUUAUGGCCUACAGUGGGUACCCUCUACGUUAUCUUUGCGGAUGGAGAUAGGCAUGGUUGACGUCAAGAAAGGAUGUGUUGGCCGAAGGAGGAGGUGCUGUGGAGCCAGGAUGAUCCUCUUUUGGCUCUGACAAACAGAACAGACCAGAACAAAAUCGUAAGGCCGGAACCUUGAAGCAUACCAUGCCCAAAAAUUGAGGGUCAUUUGAACAGGAAAUGCAACCCCCCUGCGUAUGUUAAUAAGCUUAAUGAAGUACGUGCUACCACACUUGGCUACGUUACUCAACUCUCCACUUUGAUCAUGCCACAUGGAAGAAGCAGGGGGAAGAGACGAUUGGGCUGUAUAUAAGGAGGGUAGAAACUUCACCGAAGUACGAGGAAGACCCGAGAAGACUCAGAGACAGUCAGUGGACUACUCUCCUCUCUCUCAUCCCAAGCAGGAACGCCUUUGUGAACCACCUGUCAUGUUAAAGAAGUCACCUGCCACUGGGGGCUUAUCUCCCCCUGAGCCUGCUACUCAAGAAGUCCAGGAUAUCACUAACCAGGUGAAACUACAACUUGAAGUCAGAGUAAACAGGAAAUAUGACAUCUUUAGAGCCAUACUCUACAGGACUCAAAUAGUUGCUGGGGUGAUGUACUUCAUUAAGGUCCAAGUUGCUGAUACCGAGUAUGUCCACUUAAAAGUGCUUCUGGGCCUUCCUCCAGAGAAUGUAUGUCCUGCCCUUGUCAAUUUUCAGACUGGCAAGACCAGAGAUGAUCCUCUGGACUACUUCUGAGGCAUCCUGACGGACGGUGCCUCACUUCUGCAAGUCACAUGGGGGUUCUGACCAUGACAGUAAAUGCAUGAAAAUAAAAUAAGACUUGAAAGCUA